Molecule: messenger RNA, 1014 nt
Organism: Coprinopsis cinerea okayama7#130
Lineage: Eukaryota; Fungi; Basidiomycota; Agaricomycetes; Agaricales; Psathyrellaceae
Exons: 4
Coding region: 163-1014 (283 amino acids)
Source: RefSeq, a predicted model, not a curated record
UCAUCCAGUUCCAUGUCAACGACCUUCAUCGCUGGUCGAGAAGUAACGAUUGGAGAGCCUUCUUUUGAUGAUGGCAAUGUAAUACUAGUAACGGUGGAAGAACCAACAGCCUUUCGUCUGCACCGCGGAGUCCUUGCUCGCCAUUCAGAUGUUUUUGAAGACAUGUUUGAGGUCGCUGGACCUACAGUAGAUGGUACCUUGAGCGAUACUCCGCAAGCGGUACCAAUGUACGACAACCCAAGCGACCUUUCCAGCUUAAUCAAGGCGCUUUAUGACGGUGUAACCUCUGAUCCGACGGAUCCUACAGACUUCUUUCAACUUGCAGGGGUUCUGCGCCUUUCAACCAAAUAUUUCGCCAAUCGCAUCAGGUCACAGGUCAUCCAAUUGUUGUUGAAGACCUGGACAUCGACUCUUGAAGGUCACGAUGAAAUGGUGAAGAAGGCUCUCGCGGCCCCUGUGGUGAACAACCUAACAUACCCCUACGUCCACCCACUGCACGUCCUCAACUUGGCGCACGAAACCAACACACAGAUCCUGAAGCCUUCAGCCUACUACUUCCUUUCUGUUUAUCAAUUACAGGAGCUUUUGGAAGGCAAACAUCCAAAGUUAGCUGUGAAGCACCCAUCCCGACCGGCCUCGACACUUAGCCCCGCCGAUAUCCGUGACUAUACCCUAAUGUACCAAUAUCGUAUCACUUCUGUCCUGGACUUCAUUCGCGGAUUUUGCCAUCGAUAUACGUCAAAUCCUAAAUGCGGGGAGGUUGAGGUCUGCGGUCGGCAGUUCGCCCAUCUUGUCGGUCGACUACACCGUUCAUGGCAGCCAAAGACAGGUGCUCUUUACUUCAUACGCCAAGUCAUUGGAGAGGCACGGUCCACUGCAAGUAUAUGCUCUCUGUGCCGUUCCGACUUCGUCUCGAAGGCAGAACAGCUUCGGCUGGAACUUUGGGACCACCUUCCUUCCGUUAUAGGGUUACCAAGUUGGUCAGAGUUGCAGGAGAGAGACCUGGCAGUGUAA